Messenger RNA from Saccostrea echinata, 1116 nucleotides. RefSeq lists its product as uncharacterized. The transcript has 9 exons. The record is from RefSeq and is a predicted model, not a curated record. NCBI's taxonomy places the organism in Eukaryota, Metazoa, Mollusca, Bivalvia, Ostreida, Ostreidae. The coding region runs from base 1 to 1116 and encodes 371 amino acids.
AUGACGAAGCGGAACCAAACUUUGUUUUUGGUUUUCCUUUGUGCAGCUGACGUCGCUCUGAAGGGAGUGGACAUAAUUGCACCAAGUGUCAUAGUUCUUCAGAGAGGCGGACUGGAAAUAAUGUGCAGACCAUCUAAGGAUAAAGAUGAGAUAGAAAAAGUAACAAACAUCAUCCUCUUGAGUAACAAAGUAGCCCCAUUCACUAGCAGUGUAUCACAGAUUGCCCGAGCCGUUACCAAAAACAAAAACGAUACAAUGCUUAAUUUAUACUGGACCGAUAGGCGAUACCAAUUAACAGGUAAAACAGGGAAUCCCACCACGGCCUACUUACGACUGGCUGUUAGUAGAGCAGAUGUUUCCUGUGAGGAUUCAGCCAGGUAUAGAUGUCAAAUGGAGGCUAUGAUGGCGGACGGAAGUGUAAAAACUUACAUUAAAGAUACACAAAUAUCCAUAUCAGCUACCGAAACUUUAAUAUAUGACAGCAUGAAAGUAUAUCCCCGAAGCCAUAGCACGACUCCAUAUGGACAGUACCCGCUAAACACAGAACUUACCCUGUCUUGUGCAGCGUUAGUUGAAAGGGAAAGUAAAGAUUUGACUUGGUGCAUCUACAGGGGAUACUCAACAAAAGCACAAGAGUAUGACGCUGUAAAAAGGACUCGAGUGAAAAUGAACAAACCUUGUGCGUACCAUUUAUUAAGUGAGAUACAAUAUGUGCUGAAUCGGAGUAAUGUCUUCACGUGGAUUAUCUGCAAAUUUGGACCUUGCAACACCUUAACUGACAAAUCAAAUGUCUUUUCUGUAUUUACGUAUUCACAAGGAUAUCGAAAUAUUUCAGAUAGUGAUAUACUUCUUUCUACUGUUCUACCAUCUAAUAUAGAGUCAUCAUCCAACGCAGCUAAAGUGAUAUCUGUGAUUUCCAUUGUACUGGUCCUAUUAUUGAUAUUUCUUGUUAUGGCGGCUCUCUGGAUUUAUAAAUUCAGGAUUUCAAAGGGACAAAAGAUAACCCUUAAAAACUGGAGAACAUAUUUCCGAAGUAAAAGCAUAGAAUCAGUAAGUGAAAGCUGUCAAACGGAAGUUACUACAACAACAACGCCAGUAUAUGACAUUGGUCUGUAA